Molecule: messenger RNA, 1271 nt
Organism: Mauremys reevesii (Reeves's turtle)
Lineage: Eukaryota; Metazoa; Chordata; Testudines; Geoemydidae
Exons: 6
Coding region: 315-1271 (318 amino acids)
Cellular component (GO): cytoplasm
Source: RefSeq, a predicted model, not a curated record
UCUAUAAUCCCCCUCCUCCAAAUCAAAAUCCCUAGAGAUUUUGGGUGUCUCUCUCACUGUUGUUAAUGUUACAAACUCUUCUGUGUGUGUGUCUCUCUGGGUGGGUGUCCAGGUGUGUUUAUGGUUAAAUUUAUUGUGAUGUCAUGUAUCCCAACAGCAAAGAAUGUUCUGCUUCAGCAUUCUUGCCCGGCCUUCAGUCUGCCAACUGGCUUGGUUGACAACGGCUGGUGACCCAAGGAGCUGCUGAUAGACGCGGACUAGCCAUCUCUCAACAACUUCUUGAAUCAGCUAUUUCCACAGGUGUUCGAACGAAGAUGAGUUUUUACAGAAGGCUUCAUUCCUUUUUCCAAAGACUCAUCUCUAGGGAGCACAGAGAGAUCCAUGUGCACAAAGUGCUUGUCCAACCUGUAGCAAUGGAGGCAUGCUCUGACUUUAGCCAGCAAGAACAGGCCUUGCCAGAGAAGCCCCAGAGAAGGAAAUGUUCAUGGUCCAUCCUGUCAGGCAUGAAGAGACUCUGUGUCUGUAACCAAUCUGACACCUCGAUGGCAGACAGGGAUGAGGAGAGAACAAUUUCCUCACAAAGAAGGUGGAGGCACUUGUCCCGGAAGAAGAUAGCAGCUGAGAACCAGGUGGAGUCAGAGGAGGUGAAGCUGCAGGAGGAUACAGGGAAAGUUGAACUGGAUCCUACAGACCCCCGGGGAGCAGCUUCCCUCAGCCCAGCUCCAAGCCCUGCUGAUGAGAGCCGUGAAGGGUCUGACGACACCCACCCUGGAGCGAUUUCAAGCCGCCGAGGAAGAGCUGAGGACCAUCGUGUCUCUACGGAGACAAGAUGGAGAGAGUACGAGACUCCCGGCAGCCAGAAAAGCAGCACUGAGGGCCACGGCCUUGCUGGCUCGUUCCCACCCCAGGACGUGGUUCUGAGCUGUGUGGCACACACGCUGUCCUCGGACAGAUGUGCCAUUGAGCUGUGGAAGGCCCUGGGGGAAGAACCACAGCUCCCCAGGGAGGUGCUGCAGCAGCUGCUGGACAAGCUCCAGCAGAGACACCGGGAGGAGAAGAGCGGCAAUGUGUCUCUGGCUGCAAUGAGGACCAUUUACGAGGUCCUUUUCCUAUGGGGAUACCGAGAAGCCAUCCUGGAAAUGUAUCCCCAGAUGCUCAUCCUCUGCGUCAGGCAAGUGCAGUAUGUGAUGGAUCUGCACUUGCCAGGGACCUACAUGGCCAGCACGACAUCCAGCCCCGAGGAGGAUCAGCUGCCUCAACCCCUAAGGUAA